This is a messenger RNA of Coniophora puteana RWD-64-598 SS2, 729 nucleotides long. RefSeq lists its product as uncharacterized. The coding region runs from base 1 to 729 and encodes 242 amino acids. The transcript is spliced from 3 exons. The record is from RefSeq and is a predicted model, not a curated record. Lineage: Eukaryota; Fungi; Basidiomycota; Agaricomycetes; Boletales; Coniophoraceae.
AUGCCUGCCACUCUGGAUUGUCUGUCCAAGAAAAUGGGAGCCCAGCAGAGACGUUUCUCGCUGUCUCCCGCCGCCCGCCUCCCGCCCCAUACCCGCCCCUCGCUUAAUCCUUUGUUUUUUUCCUCCUUGGCUAACACAGAGUUUCGGAGACCAUGCCUGCAGCUCCCACGUGUCGUCCACGUGUACCUCCUUUCCCGCUCCAACCCGUCCCCUUCUGCUGUUGUUGUCUUUCUCCCCUUCCCCCUCAUCGUCCCUCCUCCCGCCCCUCUUCCCGCCCCUCCGUUGUCCUCUGGCCCAUACACUGCAGCCCGCAACAUCCAGGAUGUCCCCCAGCACCCCCUCUCCCGCCAGCCGCGGUCACGGUACAUCCAUCACAACUGGUCCUCGCCAUCUCGGUACCCCUCCCUACGGCUCCAUGACUCUCUCCACCUGUCUAUAGAGCUUGCCAGCAUGCUUCAGGAUUCCCCACCGCCCUCUCACCGCCCUCGCUGUCCUCUCAGUCUCCCCAUUGCCCUCAAGCUCUCCCCACCAUCCUCGCGCCCUCUCGAACACCCUCCAUCUCUCCUGGAAGGCCUCCCUCUGUCCCCGCUGCCCUUUCAUCCUUCCCACCGCCCUAUCAUUGUCUCCACCACCCUCUCAUUGUCCCCACCACCCUCUCACCCACUCCGACGUCCUCUCACCCACUCUGACGCCCUCUCACCCACUCCGACGCCCUCUCACCCACUCUGA